AUGAAUAUGAAUUAAACAAAAUUGGAUUGCUACAACAAAACACAAGCUGCAAGUUCUGGAGCAAAAGGAGUAAACACUUUUGUCUCUGGAACUCUGAUGUCCAAUUGGCAUGAAGAAGCUCAAUUAAAGGAAGACACUGGAUUUGGAAGAGCUCCUGUUCCUUAACAUAUAAAAAAGAAGCAUACAGAUUUGAUGCUAAAACCUCCUGAAGAAAUUCCUCUUUACAAGGAACCCAUAAACCAAAUUGAUACAACAACUAGGCUAUUUGGUAAAAUAUAACCUGACAUUCCAAAACCAGCCUCACAAAAUGUUGGAGGUACUGUAAACAGGGCUGAUUUAGUACCCAAAGUUGGAAAGAAAGCCUAAUUAAUUGAAUAAUAAUACCUGUAAUAAAUUCAGGCAGAAUUAGACUCUCGAGAAGCAGACAGUUUCAGUUAAACAUAAUAGAGAUAUUUUGAAACAACAUGCAAAUAAGAAUUCACUUAGAAACCAAUAGAAAAUAAUACUAUUGGAAGAAGAGUGAUGAGAACACAAAAUGGAACUGCAAUAGAUGGAGACAAAAAAGAUGUUGAUUUGUUGAGUGACAUGGGAUUUUAUUAAAAACCUCAACUGUCAACUGAUUAAUAAUUGGCAUCAGUUUUACCACAAGAAUCAUAUCUAACAGCAAAACCUAUUACAUUUCAUUCUGAAAAGCAAGGCUAGGGAAUCAUCUAUCAAUCUAAACCAGUCAAUGAAGUUAGGCCAUUUCAUAAAACAGAUUAGUUUGUUAAAACAUUUCAUCACUUCACUCAUGUCAAGAAUUGAGAAAAAUUUGAAUAGCUAAUUAUGCAAGAUAAUAAUAAUAAUUUAGUAUCACUAUUACAU
Messenger RNA from Paramecium tetraurelia, 864 nucleotides. RefSeq lists its product as uncharacterized. The record is from RefSeq and is a predicted model, not a curated record. The transcript is spliced from 4 exons. NCBI's taxonomy places the organism in Eukaryota, Ciliophora, Oligohymenophorea, Peniculida, Parameciidae.